Molecule: messenger RNA, 2878 nt
Organism: Cheilinus undulatus (humphead wrasse)
Lineage: Eukaryota; Metazoa; Chordata; Actinopteri; Labriformes; Labridae
Gene: prlrb
Product: prolactin receptor b
Exons: 8
Coding region: 864-2498 (544 amino acids)
Biological process (GO): cytokine-mediated signaling pathway
Cellular component (GO): external side of plasma membrane
Molecular function (GO): cytokine receptor activity; protein binding
Source: RefSeq, a predicted model, not a curated record
UGAAAGAAAGUCGUCUGGAGUACUGCUAUGAAGGCCACUUUCCCCACUUUGUGCCAACGUAGUUUAAAUAUAGGCCUUGUUAUUGUAAAAACAAGAGAAGCUGGAAAAGAAAGACUGCUUGUUUAUUACUGAGGACAUAAAACUCUCUGGGAUGAGGGGAGAUCUUCGGUUGGCCCUGCUCCUACUGCUGUCUGCAGCUGUAGACUCCAACAGUGAGUGGAAAGGCUUGAAUGACAUUAUUUUUGUAUUAUGAUAUGAUGUUUAAAGUUUCUGCUUAAUCAAACUUUAAACAGUGAGAUAGAAACAGGCAGAUAGUUUGGUUUUAUUUGUGAAAGUUUUGGUAUCUGCUGUUGGUUUUUUCCUAAAAUUUAUAAAUGUUUAUUUCAACAAUAUAUAAUUUCGGAAUACUGUGUCUUGUGAUCUUGAUCUGAAUGAUCCACAGCUAUCCCCAAUACCUGCCAAAAAUGCUUCACUUUCAUGCACCUCUAUGCAAAUGUGACACUACUUUGAAAUAUUUGUCUCAUCCUGUUUCAGUAAGUAUCCUAAUCACUUAUAAUGUAAAAAACAUAAAAGCAAUAUAAGGUCACGCCUUGCAACAUUUUCUUAACACUUUCUGAACUGCACAUCUGAGUUAAAUGGCACCAGAUUUAAAUAAAAUACAGCAAGAUCAAAAAUCAUAUUCAAGAGUUAGAUGAUCAGCUUUAGUGAUACCGAGUUUGUUUGCUAAUUGGCUCCUGUCUUGUACCACUACAUCCAAAUGUUGGCUUCUGGGUUUAAGGCAACAUAAAUGACAAUAUUGCCAUAAAAAAAUAAAGUUUAUUAUCUUCAAUCAGUUCUCAGCUUUUGUAGACGACGUCUGGCAAAUGUCGUGUUUUUUAAUUGUGUUUGACUCAAAAUGGGAAGCCUGUUUUUCACAUUUGUUGCUAGGCACAUCUCCACCAGGCAAACCAGUCCUGCUGAGCUGCAGGUCCCCUGAGAAGGAGACGUUUACAUGCUGGUGGGAGCCAGGACCAGAUGGAGGUCUGCCGACAACAUACCGCCUCUAUUAUGAGAGAGAAAGAUUAGAUGGAAUACACGAGUGUCCAGAUUAUCAAUCAGCCAGCAAGAAUUCCUGUUUCUUUGACAAGAAUCACACAUCCAUCUGGGUCGACUACUACCUGACAGUGGUGGCCUUUAAUGACCUCGGAAAUACAACUUCAGACCCCCUUAAGAUAGAUGUGAUGGAUAUUGUGAAGCCCGACCCUCCUGAAAAUGUGACCCUGCUUGUGAAGGACAUCGAGGACAGUCCACAUCUCCAUAUCAGCUGGGAACCUCCUCAUAACACAGACACCAAGUCUGGCUGGGUCACCAUUAAAUAUGAAAUAAGAGUCAAACAAGGGAACAACAAGUGGAAGGAGUACAUGUCAGGAACACAGACCCAUUUUAGCCUGUACAGCAUCAGUCCUGGGGUGGAAUACACAGUCCAGGUGCGCUGUAGAUUAGACCACGGCUCUUGGAGUGAGUGGAGCAAUACUUCUGAUGUGAAAAUCCCAGACUAUCUCCAUGAGAGACCUUUCUGGAUUAUGGCUUCCACUCUCUUUAUAAUCCCAUUAUCAGCAACACUUGGCAUCCUGGUCAUUAAGAGAAGCUACUUGAAGCAGUGUGUUCUGCCACCUAUCCCGGGGCCAAAGAUAAGAGGAGUUGAUUUUCAGCUUCUGAAGAGUGGGCCAUCUGAUGACGUGAUCAAUGCCUUUAACCAGAACUUCCCUCUGAUGGAAGCCUGGAAAGAUCAGAUGGACGACUACUUAAUUGUCACUGAAAAUGACAGUGGACUUAAUCGUGAUUCCUUCAUCUCUCAAGAAAGGAAAAACAGCUGGACAUUUCCCAGCAGCUUCUGCUUAAACUCUGACAUCCAAUGUAGAGAGUCAAGACCAAGCUUAAAUGACCAGGAGAAAGCAGGAAAAACAAAGAAUGAGAACGAUAAUUUUGACAAAAGCAACAAGUCUCUCCCAGAGAUGAGUUUGUCAGACAUGGAGCAAACACAGCAACAUGCUCAGAAGCUGCAGGGCCCAGGUUUAAACUUGAUCACAGAAGCAAAAGAUCACUCAAACCACAAAAACACAAUCAUUCCAUUCACAAACAGCGAUUAUGUGGAUAUUCAGAGACAUGACAACCAGCAGGAGGAAGAUGUGAAACAGCUGCAGUACAGCAGAGUGAGAGAUACAAAUACUGACAUUAAUCUCAUCCUGAAUAAAGGAAAUUUACUCUUCAGCUCUGGAUAUAUGGACAUUCAAAGACAAGAGGAGAACACGUCAGAUGGCUACAGCAGAGUGAAAGAGGUGGAAGGUGACAGUGUGGUCAUCCUGCAGAAACAAAUGAGAUCAGCUGACCCACACUACAAAGACAAGGCCAACAAUUACAUAGCCUGUGACUUUCAGAAUCAAGGAAAUUUGAAUGGAGCCAGUAAAGAGCUGAACAGUGGAUAUGUAGAUGCCACCCCUGCAUCACUAUUAAUGUAAUUUUUUUUUAAAAUAUGCAAUGUUUAUGCACAAAUUAGUUAUUUCCAUGCUAAGAUUUUCACAAUAUAAAAAAAUCCUGUAAUCAGAUGAUUUGUUAAAAAAGCAGACAUCCAUUAAUCCAUCAAAGUAAAACAUCUUAAAAUAAUUGUGCAGAUUAUUGCUGCAGGUAAUUAUAGCAACUUUAAUGGAAAAGCCACAGGCACUACUGGUCCUCUGAAAGUUGAAAGUUUUUCCAGUGAUACCUGUCUGAUGGAUUUGCUCAAAAGUAUUCCACCGUUCAUUCUUUAGGCAGAGUCAAAUUUCUUUGGUGUUAUCAACAAAUGAGACAGAUUGCCUUGAUUUGUGGUGCAGACAUUCAUAUUUGACAAUGACUGUUUGUA